This is a messenger RNA of Leptinotarsa decemlineata (Colorado potato beetle), 886 nucleotides long. It is a transcript of the gene E(bx), whose product is annotated as nucleosome-remodeling factor subunit NURF301 E(bx). Gene Ontology annotation, cellular component: NURF complex. NCBI's taxonomy places the organism in Eukaryota, Metazoa, Arthropoda, Insecta, Coleoptera, Chrysomelidae. Gene Ontology annotation, biological process: regulation of transcription by RNA polymerase II. Gene Ontology annotation, molecular function: RNA polymerase II cis-regulatory region sequence-specific DNA binding. The record is from RefSeq and is a predicted model, not a curated record.
UCAAGAACAAGUGAAGGAGAAAACAAUUUCGCCAAGAAGCAGGGUGAAAAUAAGAGAAGUCACGGAAACAGAGAAAAAAGUUACCAUGAAAACAAAGAUUAUGGUCAGUUUAUUUAGGCAGAAGGAAUUAUUGAAGAAGGAUAUUCUAAGGAAACGAGCUCAGUUAGAGAAGGAGCUGCAGUUUGAGAUUCAAAGAGAAGUGGCCGAAGAGUUGGCAGCUAGAACGAAAAUAGAAAGAACCAAGCAAGAAGAGGUUCGAACAGGCAGCAGCAAAAGGAAAUCGGCUGCCACAGCGACUACCGCAGCCAUUGCGCCGCCCACACCUAAGACGACAGUGACGCGUCACCAGAGGAAAGGGCAAAAGCAGCCUGCGCAAGGCAUCUCUCCGCCCACGGCUUCCGGCCCGAAAGGCGCCGGUCUCAAGCGGGAAAAAGUGUAUUGCAUAUGCAGGACUCCUUACGAUGAAACCAAGUUUUACGUCGGUUGUGAUUUGUGUAAUAACUGGUUCCACGGCGAUUGCGUCAACAUUACGGAGGAGAGCAGUAAAACGUUGACCGAGUUCAUUUGUACGGAGUGCAAGCAAGCCAGGGAUACUCAUAAGUUGUACUGUUUGUGUCAGCAGCCCUACGAUGAUUCUCAGUUUUAUAUAUGCUGCGAUCGAUGCCAGGACUGGUUCCACGGAAGGUGCGUUGGAAUUUUGCAGUCAGAAGCAGACAACAUCGAUGAAUACAUAUGCCCACGAUGUCAAAGGAAUAAUUCCGUAAACUUUGCCAACAUGAAAGACUUGUCGCACAAGGACUUUGAGGGUCUGCGUAAAUUGAUAAAACAAUUACAGGUAAGGCCGGUUUUUGUUUGUCAUUUCGGUGAAUGAGAAUAUUUUUGUUUA